Messenger RNA from Acaulospora morrowiae, 366 nucleotides. The record is from the annotation of a GenBank genome assembly. NCBI's taxonomy places the organism in Eukaryota, Fungi, Glomeromycota, Glomeromycetes, Diversisporales, Acaulosporaceae.
GGCAGACAAGCAGCGAGGGAAGUAGAUCACUAUUUGAUGGGUGACACGAUUGUUAUCUUGUGCAGAUGGUAUAAGACAACGCUCCAUGGAGUCGCCAAGCUGGGACCCGGCAUUCUUAUCGCCAAGGAAUCUGGAGCAGUAGGAGGAGACUUGAAUGAAGCAAGAGUGGUCUUGUUGUGUCCCAGCGGUUAUGAAUAUGUAGUAGCACAAUGGUCAAUAUGGUCGACCGGUGGUAUUGCGGUAAGGCACAUCCACCACCCGAACUCCUUUAUUAUAUUAAUGGUUCUCGUGUUUGUCACUCAUCCGGAAUUUCAUGACCUGGUGAGAGAUAUAGCGAAGAAUGCCGGGAUUGAUAAAUUGUUAUAA